Messenger RNA from Nakaseomyces glabratus, 1332 nucleotides. RefSeq names its product RNA-binding protein. Gene Ontology annotation, cellular component: nucleus; cytoplasm; ribonucleoprotein complex. NCBI's taxonomy places the organism in Eukaryota, Fungi, Ascomycota, Saccharomycetes, Saccharomycetales, Saccharomycetaceae. Gene Ontology annotation, molecular function: mRNA binding. Gene Ontology annotation, biological process: nuclear mRNA surveillance; poly(A)+ mRNA export from nucleus. The record is from RefSeq and is a predicted model, not a curated record.
AUGUCUGAAGCACAGAGGAGUCGGUCUAGGUCGCCUGUCCGUAGGUCAUUGAGUAGUUAUGCCACUAGGAGAGGAUUUGAGAGGCCCUCGAAUGACGGGAGGCCACCGGCGGAGCGUGGGCCGCGUCCGGGGUCUUCCCGAGGUGGUAGAGGCCAUGAGCGGAGACGUUUCAAUGGAGCGGGACCUAGUGAGCGCGGUGGUGUAAAUAAGUUUAGAAGAGACAAGGAGAAAGCUGCUCGCACAAAGGGCGACUUUGGGCCCAGAUUAGCCAGGGAGCUCGAUAGCACUUAUGAGGAGAAAGUAAAUAGGAACUACACAAACAGUAUCUUUGUUGGUAAUUUAACUUACGACUGCACUCCAGAGGACCUGAAAGAUUUCUUUUCACAAGUGGGGAAAGUUGUCAGGGCAGAUAUUAUCACUUCCAGAGGUCACCACAGAGGGAUGGGUACUGUCGAAUUCACGUCUGGCGAAGAAGUAGACGAGGCGAUCAGAAAAUUUGAUGGAGCAUACCUGAUGAACCGUCAGAUAUUUGUUAGACAGGAUAACCCUCCACCGGAGUCGUCGUCUACUCACUCUUCUGGAAGUAACAGUGGGCAUACCACCAAUGUAACGAAGCCCAAAAAAGCAGUAAAGCCUCAGAAGAAAGGUUACGAAUUAAUGAUCUUAAACCUGCCUUAUUCUAUUAGUUGGCAAACGCUCAAAACGAUGUUCAAGGAAUUUGGCGAUGUUCUAAAAGCUAAUGUUGAAGUAGAUUCUACAGGAAUGUCAAUAGGUGUUGGAAACGUGAUAUUCAAGAACCAAGAAGAUAUGGUGAAGGCUUAUGAACAUUUCAAUGGAUUUGAGAUUGAAGGUAAAGUGCUUGAAGUACGUGGCCAGAUACCCGACCCAACACAGAUCUCAUCUACCAGGAAGACAGAUGACCUGACAGUUAAUCAGGAUAACGAAGAUAUUGAAAUGGACAUUGAUACAGCUGAGGGUGGAGAUGAGAAAGCUUUGAAGGCAGAUGUUUCUAGCGAUGGAGGAGCUCGUGCUCAAAAUAAGUUUUCAUCUGACGACUAUGUAAAAACAGAAGAUAAAUCAAAAAUCAUACUUUGUGAUAACUUACCAGGUGCUACCACAGAAGGCGAUCUAUAUGACCUGUUUGAAACUUUGGGUAAAGUAAAAACGGCAGGUUUUAUCAAUACAGACAAUGCAGGAGAGACAGUAUCAGCUAUUGUAAUUUACAAUGAACAGGAUGACGCAGAAGUAUGCUACGGUCGUUUACAAGGCUACAACUAUGGUGGCUGUGAUCUGAAGAUAUCAUACGUGAAGGACAAGAAUAUUGACUAUUAG